AUGGCCGCCAUGGUCCUGACCAACCCGUCUCCCCUCCCAACCCCGCCAUAUUCCUGCUUCACCUACCGAUCCGACUAUCCACGGCCAACACUCCCCGACCCAGAAUGGACACUCGUCCGCAUCCACGCCUGCGGGCUGAACCGCGCCGAGCUGCGCUCUAGAGCAGGCCUGCCUCCCGGGAUCCCCGAAUUCAACAUCUUCCAGGCCGAGUACCACGCCGACCCGCCCGCCAUCCUGGGCGAGGAGUUUGUCGGCGAAGUCGAGCUGGCGGGGUCUCGGAGCGGGUUUGAGCCGGGCGAACGCGUCGCGGGGAUCGUGUAUGGUGGCGGGAAAGCCCAUGAUGGGAGUUAUGCCCAGUAUUCGAUCUGUCAUUCGAGGCGGUUGUUUAGGUUGCCCAAGCCCAAGGCGGCCACUACAACUUCCUCUUCCUCUUCCUCUUCCUCAGGGCAUCACUUGUCGUGGGAAGUCCUCGCCGCGAUUCCCAUGAGCAUGGUCACCGCGUAUGGAUGUAUUGUGUUGGCAGGGGGGUUGGAAAGGAAAAGAAACUUGACGAGUUCACCCAUAACAGUCCUUGUCCACGGCGCCACAUCCAGCGUCGGCAUCUGGGCCAUUCUCUUAGCCAAAGAGCGCGGCGCCACCGUCAUCGCCACGACCCGCAACGCCAGCAAAGCAGCCCAUUUGCAGAAAUGCGGUGCCGACCACGUCCUCCUCGAAGACCAGCUGGACCACGACCUCCCCAGACUGGUUCCCAACGGUGUCGACAUCGUGCUGGAACUCGUCGGCCCCAACCAGACGAUGCGCAGUCUGGGCUUUGCCGCGCGCUACGGCACCGUGGUGGUCGCGGGCGUGUUGAAUCUCGAGUGGGACGCCGGGGGGUUUAACCCGGUCAUGAUCCCGCCCACGCGGAACCUGAGUUUCUACACGUUAACGAAUAGUGGGGUCGGGAACGAAGAUGACGGCAUCGACCAGAUUGAAGGGCUGCUGGCCGAUGUCAUUGGGAAGGUCGAGAGCGGUGUCUUCCCGGUCGACUGUUUUCUGGACAGGACGUUCAGGUUGGAUCAGAUGGGCGAGGCGCAUGAUUAUAUGGAGCGGAACAAGGCCAUGGGCAAAGUUGUGGUGAGUGUGCCUUGA
This is a messenger RNA of Capronia coronata CBS 617.96, 1131 nucleotides long. RefSeq lists its product as uncharacterized. The record is from RefSeq and is a predicted model, not a curated record. The transcript has a single exon. Gene Ontology annotation, molecular function: oxidoreductase activity. Bases 1 to 1131 code for a protein of 376 amino acids. Lineage: Eukaryota; Fungi; Ascomycota; Eurotiomycetes; Chaetothyriales; Herpotrichiellaceae.